This is a messenger RNA of Bradysia coprophila, 1062 nucleotides long. RefSeq lists its product as uncharacterized. The record is from RefSeq and is a predicted model, not a curated record. NCBI's taxonomy places the organism in Eukaryota, Metazoa, Arthropoda, Insecta, Diptera, Sciaridae.
ACUGGCUGUAUCAAAAUGAUAAUUCAAUUAUUUUCCAUAUAUUUUUGCGCACUGGUACUUAGCGCUAAUGCGGCGGUAUCAUUUGUUCCAGGAUGUGAUUGCCAGAACCCGACUUACAUUGAUCAACCAGACAAUAUAGUACAAUGUUGGUCCAAAUUGAAAUUUUAUAACCAAAUCGAUGAAAAUUUCGCCCUCCAAUAUGGCUUUUUGGAUCAAGGAACUGCAAUGGGUUGCAAUUACACCGACUACAGGAAGGCAGUGGAUGAUUUCAAAACAGCAUCAAAACACAUUGUGGAUACGUAUUUCGGUUAUAAGAAAAGCGACUGCGAACCAGCUGUCUAUAGUGGGCUGGACAACUGGAAAAAACUUUUGACGGACACAUUUUAUCCAUUUAUGGCUUGCACUUACGUAUACUAUCCACCCGAAUGUGCAGUAAAUAUCAAACAUUCCGUGUACUUCAGUGCAGAGAAUUUAGUAACUACCUUGGUUGAGUGUGCUAGACUCAAAAGAACCAGCCAACGACCUGAUUUCCGACUUUUAGUGAACGAGCUUUUAUUUAAAAAGCCCUUUGAAUGUAACUGUAUGAAGAUAGAUCCAAGGCCGAUUCCUGUCAGUGAGGAGCAGUGCUAUUCAGCAGAAUAUUUUUCUACCGUAAAAUCUUGGAUUAGUGACAAUUUCCGUCGAGUUAAAGAGACUUUCAACAAUGCCAGCAAGGCUAAUCCCGAAUGCAAUUACUCUGAGUUUAUCCAGAAUGCAAUUGGAUUGGAGGAGAGAACGAACGAAUGGAUUACGAUUCUACAAUGUCCCAGCCCAACAUUUGAACAAUUGAAUCUAUUUCGUGCAGAGUUGUUGGAAAAAGGUCUGGAAACGAACAAAUUAACUCGCAAUUAUGUUUUGGAGCAGCCGAAAAAAUGCUACUUUACCCCAAGACAAUUACGACAAUCGGCAUUGACAAUUUCUCAUUAUAUAAUUCAGAUUUUAUCAAAAUGUGUAUCGUACAAGGACGCACAGAAUUCCUAUUGUUAAUUUCACCAAUAAAACGAAUGCAAUCUAUUUGACAAA